UGGCAGGACAGCCACGCUUCCAAAGCCCUUGCUUCACCCGUCAGGUUCUUACUAACUCCGUGCAAGUAGGUGUGUUCUGCGUGGUGAGCGGCACUGGUAUGACACAUCAGGAAAUAUGUCAUAUCGUCAUCACUGGACUAUUGCAAGAAUUGCAGCCAUUGCUUCCUUCCACCUGCUGCUGGGACCUUUAUAAAGUGAACAAGCACAUCUUGCCGUCCAGUCUCAGCUCGCGGUGGAGCCUGCCUGCCAUGAGGGUCCAUUACCUCCUAUUUGGGUUGCUCGCCCUGUUUCUGAUGCCAGUCCCAGGUGACGGUGGAAUCGUGAACUCACUGCAUAGGUUCUACUGCCGGCUCCGGAGGGGCCGCUGCGCCGUGCUCAGCUGCCUGCCCAGGGAGGAGCAGAUCGGCCGCUGCUCCACCGGAGGCCGAAAGUGCUGCCGGAGAAAGAAAUGACAGUUCUAGAAAUGUGAUGAAGAUG
Microcebus murinus (gray mouse lemur) is the source of this 477-nucleotide messenger RNA. RefSeq names its product beta-defensin 103A-like. Gene Ontology annotation, cellular component: extracellular region. Gene Ontology annotation, biological process: defense response to bacterium; cell chemotaxis. The record is from RefSeq and is a predicted model, not a curated record. NCBI's taxonomy places the organism in Eukaryota, Metazoa, Chordata, Mammalia, Primates, Cheirogaleidae. Gene Ontology annotation, molecular function: CCR6 chemokine receptor binding; chemoattractant activity.